AUGGCGCAGGCCAAGCGGUACGUGCUGCGCCUCUUCAUCUCGCUCAAGUACGUGACGGCCAACGUGGUGGACCGGCAGAGCGGCCGCGUCGUGGUCACCGCCUCCACCGUCGAGAAGCCCCUCCGGGACGGGCUGGAGUGCGGCCGCGCCUGCAACGCCAAGGCGGCCGCGGCCGUCGGCGAGGUGCUCGCCAUGCGCCUCCGGGUCGACGGCCUGGCGCGCGAGCCCAUCCACGCCGACGCCGCCAAGGAGGUCGAGAAGAAGGGCUUCAAGAACCGCACCAAGGUCUGGGCCAUCCUCAACGCGCUCCGCAGCCACGGCGUCAACCUCCACGUCGACGACGACGGCGACCAUAGGCGGCAUGUCUGA
Triticum turgidum subsp. durum (durum wheat) is the source of this 369-nucleotide messenger RNA. The record is from the annotation of a GenBank genome assembly. NCBI's taxonomy places the organism in Eukaryota, Viridiplantae, Streptophyta, Magnoliopsida, Poales, Poaceae.